This is a messenger RNA of Suillus subalutaceus, 534 nucleotides long. RefSeq names its product Adaptor protein complex sigma subunit. The transcript has 6 exons. Bases 1 to 534 code for a protein of 177 amino acids. Gene Ontology annotation, molecular function: clathrin-cargo adaptor activity. Lineage: Eukaryota; Fungi; Basidiomycota; Agaricomycetes; Boletales; Suillaceae. Gene Ontology annotation, biological process: protein transport; vesicle-mediated transport. The record is from RefSeq and is a predicted model, not a curated record. Gene Ontology annotation, cellular component: AP-1 adaptor complex; intracellular membrane-bounded organelle.
AUGAUCAACUACAUCCUGCUAGUGUCACGACAAGGCCCGUCACCUUCCUCUAAUCCAUCAAAGUGCAAAGUACGCCUUGCAAAAUGGUUCUCCACCAUGCCGCCCAAGCAAAAAGUCAAGAUCGUAAAGGACGUCACUCAGCUCGUCCUGGCUCGGCGCACGCGGAUGUGUAAUUUCCUGGAGUACAAGGACACCAAGGUCGUAUACCGCCGAUAUGCAUCAUUGUUCUUCGUUUGUGGGAUUGCCUCAGGAGAUAACGAACUCAUCACGCUGGAGAUUAUUCACCGUUACGUCGAGGUUUUGGACCGUUAUUUUGGAAAUGUAUGCGAGCUGGACCUGUACGUUUUGAAACUUUUAUUGGCCAUAUCGUCUUCUCAUAUCACUCGGCAGAUCCUGGACGAGCUCGUGAUCGCAGGAGAGAUGCAGGAAUCCUCCAAGAAGUCGGUGCUGCGCGUGGUCACACAGUCAGAUAGUGUCGAAGAGCAAGAGUCCUCCGAGGACAUCAUAGGUCGUUUGGGAGCUGCACGCGGUUAG